UGUGAGACUGCACUAACAUUCUAGAAUCGAGAGCGGGCCGGUCGACAAUAAACCGCGACGCGUUUUGGACUUUUCACAUAAACAAACGACGUCGCUUCCACCGAUACAAAAUCAGUCCCUUCACCAAGACACAAAACCCUAUCUCUCCAUCUCUCCACAACAACACCAACAAUGAAUUCAACCUACACCUGUUCCGAAUGCAGCACCGAUCUCAAUCUCAACUCCACCUACGCUUACCCACCCGACUUCUACUUCGAAUCCGGAAACAAAGACUCCAUUUCCUUCUCUGCAGUCGACGCCACCAAGUUCAAAUUCAAAAAAGAGGACAAGAUUCGUCCUUUCUUCGAAACACUCAACUAUUGGGGAAUUCAAAGAAAGAGAACUAAAAUUAAGUGUAAUAGUUGUAAUCAUCUUGUUGGUUAUGUUUACGAUGAUGGUCCUCCUGUUACUGAUUCUCCUGGUCAGUUUCAUAUGGGUCCUAGUCAAGUUAUUUCUAGAGCUCCUAGAUAUAGGUUUAAAACCAAAGCAAUUCGAAUCACUUCGAGUUGAAAUUGGAAGUGAAACUCAAUUUACAUGUUUUAUGAUUGUGUGAAUAUAUAGAGUAUGUAUAUAGUUGGGGUAAUAUUUGACAUAUUUUGUUGAAAUGAAGUGGUUUGUUUUGUUUA
Vicia villosa (hairy vetch) is the source of this 665-nucleotide messenger RNA. RefSeq lists its product as uncharacterized. The transcript has a single exon. Bases 172 to 549 code for a protein of 125 amino acids. Lineage: Eukaryota; Viridiplantae; Streptophyta; Magnoliopsida; Fabales; Fabaceae. The record is from RefSeq and is a predicted model, not a curated record.